AUGCCUACAAUCGGUAGUAGUGCUUUAGUUACAGUUCAAGCUAGACGUUUUAGUGCUCGUGCACACGGUAAUAUGCCUAAACGUGCUGCAAAUCAUGGCAUUAAUUAUACUGGUGGUCGAACUAGUUUAUAUAAACAAAUUUACAACAAUGGUGCUAGAAAUGGAGAAUUCAAUAUCACUGAACAAUUUGUACAUGCAUGUGAAAAUGGAGAUUAUAAUACUGUUAAUAGAAUUCUUAAAGAUAAUCCAAAAAUUAAUAUUGAUGCAACUGAUCAAUUAGGUCGUACAGCAAUGCGACUAGCUAUUGAAAAUGAACAUCUUGAAGUUGUGACACUUCUUUUACAACAUUGUGAUGGACAAAAAAUGCGUGAAGCAUUACUACUUUCUAUUUAUCUUGGUCAUAUUCAAAUAGCCGAAGCAUGUUUACGUCAUCCAAAUUAUAAAAGACUAAAUGAAAAAAAUAUUUUUAAAGAUGAUCCAUUUUGGUUAACACCAUCAUCAGAUGAUGCACAAUUUGCACCUGAUAUAACACCAUUAAUAUUAGCAUCACAAUAUAAUCGUACUGAAAUUGUUCAAUUAUUAUUACGCGACGGUGAUCGUAUAAUAAAACCUCAUGAUUAUCAUUGUAAAUGUCAAGAAUGUCAUAAUAAAUUUAAAUUUGAUUCUUUACGUCAUGCACAAUCACGUUUAAAUGCAUAUCGUGGUUUAGCAAGUGAAAGUUAUAUUAGUUUAGCAUCAAUUGAUCCAAUUCUGACUGCAUUUGAACUUGGACAUGAAUUAAGAGAAUUAUCUCGAAAAGAAAAAUAUUUUAAAAAUGAAUAUAUUAAUUUAGCUAAUCAAUUAAGUGCAUAUGCUGUUAAAUUACUUGAUAAAGUUCGUGGUCAUAAAGAACUUGAAUGUGUGUUAGGAAAAACAGGAAAAGAAACAGAAGAAAAAUAUCUUUUAUUAGCUCGACUUUAUCUUGCUAUUAAAUAUGAAGAAAAACCGUUUGUUGCUCAUUCUAAUUGUCAACAAAAAUUAGUUGAAAUUUGGCAUAGUGAUAUUCGUAAUAUAUUUAAAUUAAAUCCUUUAAUUAUACUUUUAUUAACUAUUGCUUACAUUUUCGUAUUACCAUUUAUAUGUAUAUGUUAUAUACUCACAUCAUGGUCAAAACGUACAAUUAAGUUACAAAAAUUUCUUAAACAACCAUGUAUAAAAUUUCUUGGUCAUACAGUAUCAUAUGGAAUAUUUAUUAUAUUAAUAAUUUUAUCAAGUCUUUUAUUUGCUAGUGAAUUUCAAAAACCAUUAAUACAAUUAAGGGUAAAUUAUCCUGCUAUAUCAUUAGCAUUAAAUCAAACAAUUGAAUCAUGUCAAAAUAAUUCAACAUCUAAUAAUUGCCUUUAUUAUCCAAUUGAUGAUUUUUUCUUUCGACUUAAUACUCCAACUUGGAUUGAUAUAGCAAUUACUAUUUUUAUUGUUGGUUUUCUUUGGCAUGAAAUUAAACAAGGGUAUAUAGAUGGUCUUAAAGAUUAUCUUCUUUCAUGGAAUAAUAUUGUUGAUUCAUGCAUGAAUAUUUUAUAUUUAUCAUCAUUUGCACUUAAAUAUUAUGUUUUCUAUCAAGUAACAAUUGCUAUUCGAACAAUUGAAAAUCCUUAUUUUAUAACUGAUAUAAAAGAACUAUUUAAUUCAACUAAAGAAAAACAACAAAGUGUCUAUCAAACAUUAUAUUGGUUAAAUGCUGAUCGUUUUUAUUGGGUUGCAUUUGAUCCAGUUAAUGUUGCUGAAGGACUUUUUGCUAUAGCAAAUAUAUUCAGUUUUUCACGUAUAUGUUUUCUUUUACCAGCAUUUCAACAUUUAGGACCAUUACAAAUUUCACUUGGUCGUAUGAUGUCUGAUAUUGGAAAAUUUAUAAUUAUAUUUCUUAUAAUCUUUUCUGGAUUUAUGUUUGGAUUAAAUAAUUUAUUUUGGUAUUACAGUAAAUCUGUACGUCAAAAUGUUGAAAUUGUACAACAUGAUUUUGGUAAUGAUGAUCCUCCAUUACCAGCUGAAACAUAUUUUGGAACAAUGGGUGCAACAUUUAAAACUGUUUUUUGGUCAUUAUUUGGUUUAUCAGAAAAAGAUGGAGUUAAAUUAGGAGCUUAUAAUAAUCGUUUUACAGAAUUAACUGGAUAUUUAAUUUAUGGAACAUUUAAUAUUGCAAGUGUUAUCGUUUUACUUAAUAUGCUUAUUGCUAUGAUGUCAAAAUCAUAUGAAACUAUUGAAGAACAUGCUGAUGUCGAAUGGAAAUUUGCUCGAAGUAAACUUUAUAUGGAAUAUAUUAAAGAAGGUGGCACAUUACCUGUUCCAUUCAAUAUAAUUCCAACUCCGAAAAGUGUAUAUUAUCUCUAUCUACGAAUAUUUCAUCAUAAAAAAAAAUCUUCAUCAAAUCCUUCUGAUCAUGAUAGUUCAACAGGUAAUAAUACAAAUUUACCAGUUAUGAUCCGACGACCAUCACCAAAUGUCAAUCGAAAUAUUCCUAUAGCAGUUAUAUCAAAUGGUCAAACAGCGCAUACAAAUAAUAUAAAUUAUGUUCCACGUCGAAAAUCAUUAGAUUUAAAUCAAACAUUAACAUAUCGUAAAGUAAUGGAACGUGUUAUAAAACGUUUUCUUUUACAUAAACAACGUGAAGAACAAGAUGAAAUUCGUGAAGGAGAUUUUGAAGAACUGAAACAAGAUAUUCAAAUGUUACGUUUUGAAAUGAUGAAUCGUUUAGAUGAAACACGUGAUGAUUUAGCUAAAAAUAGUCUUCUUUUAAAUGAAGGUGUACUUGUUGUUGGAGAAUUAUUAUCAUCAUUAACACGUGAUACAAAUCCAUUGAUUAAAGAUAAUUUUCAUUUAUUUAAAAAAAAUUUUUAUUCAACAUUAGAUAAAGUACGUUCAAUUGAUAGUGGAAUUGAAUCGAAUGAUAUAGGAACAACAAUAUCAAAUAUACCAUCAGUUACUAGUACAACAUCCAUGCCUAAUUUAAUGAAUCCUAUUAACUCAGAUAAAGCGUUAUCAACAUCAAAUUCUGCACCUAUUCUAUCGACAAAUAAUUCUAGUGAAACAAAUGUGAAUCCGAUACAAAUAAUGAAACAAUUAAGUAUAGCACAUAUUACAUUGGCAAAUAUUGCAGAAGAUGAUGAAAAUAUAGAUACUAAUAAACAAGACGAAGAAGAAGAAGAAAUUGAAGCACGUCAUAUGUCAAUACAAACAUCAUCAGAUAAUGAAAAUGAAGACAAAUCCAAGAACAAUAAAUUUGUUUUAAAAAUGUAA
Molecule: messenger RNA, 3273 nt
Organism: Adineta steineri
Lineage: Eukaryota; Metazoa; Rotifera; Eurotatoria; Adinetida; Adinetidae
Source: the annotation of a GenBank genome assembly